AUGGUGUCAUUAUGUGAGGCGGCCGUUUGCGAGCCAUCUGACAAGCACGCGAGGCAGGUUUCUGACGAUACCGCCUCGACCGCCGAUUCCUCCAGCUGCAUGGUGCGAAGGGACGCCGAGGACGGGAAGGGGCACGUCGAUGCGAAGUCGCCCCAGCGCACGGGUGCCGACGAGGCUGAGAGCUUUCUCUCAGGCUUCCAAUUGCCCUCUUGGUGGAAAGUGGCUGCCUUUAAUUACCUUCAACCUCCUUUGUGGGCUGGUCCUGUCCCAGUUGCUUGGUGCCUCCUUGGACAAGCAAGCCUACAAAACCAUGCAUGA
Molecule: messenger RNA, 318 nt
Organism: Prorocentrum cordatum
Lineage: Eukaryota; Dinophyceae; Prorocentrales; Prorocentraceae
Source: the annotation of a GenBank genome assembly